Messenger RNA from Closterium sp. NIES-67, 1082 nucleotides. The record is from the annotation of a GenBank genome assembly. Lineage: Eukaryota; Viridiplantae; Streptophyta; Zygnematophyceae; Desmidiales; Closteriaceae.
CGAGCGACAUUUGGUUGUUGGGAACUGGGGAUACUUCGAGCAAUAAUUGAUAAGUCGAGACUCGAGACACGUCUUCACCCCCCACACCCCCCUCUCGUCGUCUUCUCCCCGUCCUACGAGCGGCAAUUUCACACAGUCGAGCCUACGUAGACCGACCGUUCAUUUCCCGUUACCCGUGCGGCCGUCGCAAGCCCCAACAGCGACCUUGCCGCUUCGAGAGACCCUGCGACAGACUACGGAAGGGAAAGGGAUAACGAGCACCGCCAGUGUGUCGUUCGGUUACGUUGGUGUCAUUGUGUCAGGUCACGCGACGGGGAUAAGGCCGAGGGGGAGGUGACAGGUGACAGGUGGAAGGUGGAAGGAGAAGCUUGAGGUGCAGGUGACACGUGGCAGGUGACGGUGGCGCGGCGAUGGAUGCGGAUGAGAUCAGCGGGAAUGGUGGUGCGCCGUGGAGCACGGGCCUCUUUGACUGCUCGCGCGACUUGAGAAGCUGCUACCUGGGUUGCUUCUGCCCUUGCGUGCUAUUCGGCCAGAACGUGGAGCGGCUGCACGGGCGGCCGUGUUUCGGCCCGUGUGUGAUGCACUGCCUGUUGGGCGGCUGCAUUGUGUGGGCGGCGUACACCACGCUCGGCCCCGCGGCCUUCUGGUGCACGCCCAUCUCCUGCUACGCCUGCAACUACCGCUCUGAGCUCCGAUCGAAAUUCCACCUCAAGGCUGAGCCUGGUGGUGACUGCCCCACUCAUUUCCUCUGCCACCCGUGUGCCCUGUGCCAAGAGCACAGGGAACUGCACUCGCGCCCCAAGCUCUCUGGCCUGGACUUCUAUGGCGGCGGCACAGGGGAAAAUGUGGAGCUCACUGCACCCUCUCCAGUGGGGAAAAUGGAGUCCGCCUUUUCCGUCUGAUAUGAAAAACACCUAAUGUAACAAAUCGUAAUUGGUCUACACAGUCUCGAGAACAGUUGUGCCUGAAUGCAUACUCUUUGGAAGCAACAUAUAGCAAUCUCCUGCAUAACUGGAUCCUUUUUGGUAGUUUUGUAUCGUGACUCGGCAGCAGCCUUGCAUAGCUGACAUAUCAAGAUUGAA